Rhinocladiella mackenziei CBS 650.93 is the source of this 3012-nucleotide messenger RNA. RefSeq lists its product as uncharacterized. NCBI's taxonomy places the organism in Eukaryota, Fungi, Ascomycota, Eurotiomycetes, Chaetothyriales, Herpotrichiellaceae. The coding region runs from base 1 to 3012 and encodes 1003 amino acids. The transcript has 2 exons. The record is from RefSeq and is a predicted model, not a curated record. Gene Ontology annotation, molecular function: RNA polymerase I general transcription initiation factor binding; RNA polymerase I transcription regulatory region sequence-specific DNA binding. Gene Ontology annotation, biological process: nucleolar large rRNA transcription by RNA polymerase I. Gene Ontology annotation, cellular component: RNA polymerase I core factor complex.
AUGGCUGACAGCAAGCUAGCGAGGCGGAUAAAGCACACGCACGAAACCAAUGCCCUCAAUUAUGGCCAUUUUGGUACCGCGAUAUACGAUGACAUACAUCACAGAUGGACGUUUCUACGUCAACACCAAGCUCGAGCACCAUAUGAUUCCGAUGAGGAAGAUCACGCCACUCGAGACAGUUUACCUGCUUUCGAGCUCGUUCAUGAACAAGAAUGGGGUUCUGGAGAAGAUUCGCUGAAUGCCAACUUUACCGCAGAGGCUACUACGGCAGGCCAAGGACUGAAGAACAGAUUACUCAAGCAAAUACCUGACGCCGUGACUGCGGCUGUCGAAUUGCCCGCUUUCACAUAUGCGUCGACUGCACAAGACGUCGAUGAGAGCCGAAGACGAUCCACCGGAAAUGUCCUGGCUUUCGGCAAUUCUAGCCGUCCAUUUGAAACAGGAUCUCACGGCGAUGUACCUGCCACUCCCAUUGUCGCCUUUCCAACCGGCCUUGGAGGGGAGCAAGUUCAGUUUGCCGCUGUAGAUGUAUGUGGUAUCUCCCUUGCCGAUGAUUCUGGCCUGGGGAGAUCCUGUAGGGUUCCUUGCGUUGGAAACCAAGCCCUGGCAUACUGGAACGAUUCGGCCGAGCCAAUCCGUCAAUUAUCGUGCUCAAGGCACCGAAACCGCACGCAAUUUCUUGUGGUCAAAUCAAGUGGGACGACUCUACUACGUCCCUCCACAGGACACAAUCGUUCAGAAGUGUUCCUAACCUCAAGAGGGUUGGGCCAGGGUUUGAACAGAUCAGGGUCACUUCUAGACCCGUGUCCUAUCCUGACCAUACCUUCUUCCCGGACAGGAGGGCACCCUCACGCCCACUCUGAUUUCCAUCCACACGAGAAGAAUUCAAUUGCCAUCGUGGAUACGAGUGGUAAUUGGAGCAUCUGGAAGACCAAGGGUAGGAGAGCCACGUCGACUCAUGUUCUCUAUCAGAUACAUCUGCAGAGCUCCGGUGGAUUGAGCAUUGUUGAACAUCAGCCUCUGUCCAUCGGGACUCAGCAAUGUUUCGACGAUUGGCACAUGAUUUGCUGGUUGACGAACGUAGAAGGCGUCGUGGAGCGGAUAUUAGUGUGCAAUCGACGCUUGGCCGGAGUUUUUAAGUUAAAUGGCGAAUUUGUGGGACACGCCGAUAUGCGUUUGGGACUACAAUCGAAACGACACCAGAUUUUGGAUGUUAAGAACAGCACCCGACGGCAGGACCACGUUUUUGUCUUGACCACAUCGCGCUUGAUGAUCUUCAGGUCGUCGGAGGUCAGCUGGAAAGAAAAGUCAGGUGCUGAGCCAUUGGCUUUGGUAUGUUCGUGGAAUCAUUUUCGUGACGGUAGUGAUACGGGCCUCCGCAUGGCUCUUUUUGAGUCUGUCCAAACUACUUGGGUGUUGCUUUUCUCGAGAACAACUCAUGUUGCCACUGUCUACACUUUCGGGGAAGGGCCAUUCGACCCAAAUACUGUUUCGCUUCGAGAUCCUUCCAGCUUUCAACUACCACCACAACUGAAGGGACGAAUGAGUACUAUCAGCGACCUUGUUCUCUGUCCUAUCGGCUUUGUCCUUGAGAACAUCGCUUCUGAUGAGUUGGACUAUGGUCUAUUCAAAUUGAUCGCGUGCACCAACGACGGAAAAAUAAUUGAAGCGGUCUACAAGCAUCGUCAAGGACAAUUGUCCGCCGCCCAAAAUGGUGGGGAUCAAUUCAUACAUUGGUCCCUGCCCAAGACAACUGGUAUCCAGAUUCAGAGUACUAGACGUGUCAGUGAUGACGAUUGGGAUGAUUUUGUUGUGGACGAUAAUGCUAGUGAGUCCAGGUCCACAGCCGAACGUGUUCCAGACCCGCAGGAGCGUCAGGCUCUGGCCCGUGCGAUGUCGCAUUUUCGGAAUUGGGAGCGGCUUCUAGAUUAUGACCCCGUUCGACCGAGUGAGAACGGAUCUUCUUCCUUUGAAGCGGCCCUCCAGGAGGCGAUCAAACGAUGGGAAACAUUACGUUUGGAGAAUGAAACCGGCUGUCUUUAUUUGAUGUCCGAUUUUCUCGAAGGACAUCAGAUCAUGGACAUAGAACAAGCCUCGGAAAUCGCUAACGCGUGGCUCGACAACUUGAAGUCGCAGGAUGAGUAUUCUGUUGAAUCGGCUGGCCUUAGCCUCUUGGACUUGAAUGGCCCAUCAGAGUAUGAGUUAUUGCACGCCUACAACCACCUCACCACCUCUUAUGUCGAGUCACUUUCAUGCGAAGUGACGGACCGCAACAGGGUCAAUCGUGAAAGAACCGUCCGUCAGAUUGCAGGGGUUAUAUUCUUGGGAAACCUGACCUUGAGAGUAAGCAAAGCUGCUCAAAAUGCCGGCGUGUCAAACCCACAACCAGGGUUUAUGCCAGGCCGGACGGUAUCAUUACCUCUCCCAGAAGCAGAGUCAGAUGGCCUAGGUGCUCAAUCGUCCCAGCCAUCUACCUCUCAGAGUCCAAUGUCCGAAGAGGAGCUGGCAGUUACUCGUCUGCGUCAGUAUGCAACGUUUUCACCAGAGGGACCUCCCUUGCAGCUUUCUCAUCACAAGAACAUUUCAAACAUAUUGUUCCAUGCACCAAACUCGAUUGAGGAUGAUCCUGCCCACUACUCGUACCGAAACACCAAUCAAAGACUCAAACUGGUGCAGGAAGAGAUGGCAACACAAUCGUUGGACCCGCGUGAAAGACGAAAAGCGUUGAGGCAGGCAGCUCGCUUGCAGAAGAAGCUAGAAAAGACAGCACAAAUCAGUCAAGAGGUCAUGUUGCAACGGGUUUUGCUGCCUAACAUCGUCGAAGGAAAUGGAGGAGCAGACCUGCCCGGAAGGGAGGUGCAGAGCAGUCAACUCGCAGCACCCCACCCGAGUCAGGGUCAUGAUGGCGUCCCAGGUCUGAGUAUGACGCAGCCAGAGAGAGGCGCUUUUGGAACGAGGCUCCCGAAGACAAAGGGAAAGGAGAAGGCGAGCCGGAGGAAGGCUGGAUUUUGA